Messenger RNA from Wyeomyia smithii (pitcher-plant mosquito), 2532 nucleotides. RefSeq lists its product as uncharacterized. The transcript is spliced from 5 exons. NCBI's taxonomy places the organism in Eukaryota, Metazoa, Arthropoda, Insecta, Diptera, Culicidae. The record is from RefSeq and is a predicted model, not a curated record. Bases 310 to 1824 code for a protein of 504 amino acids. Gene Ontology annotation, molecular function: protein binding. Gene Ontology annotation, cellular component: cytoplasm; actin cytoskeleton. Gene Ontology annotation, biological process: actin filament polymerization.
AAAACAGAGCAUAGAACUUUUUUGCACCCCAUCAUCGCCAUCAAAAGCAGUCUACUGCAGCUGCCCAAAAGUUUUCGUCGAUUUAGGGAAUCUAGAACGUGUUUUCAUAGUUUUUGGUGCUUUGUAACGUGAGAAGUGAGGCACCGUUCGGAAGUGGACAGAAUUGCCGCAUUCGUUUACGCUUCCUGACUCGACUGCUGAAACCUGAAGGACUAGGGGAUCCUUGUGUGCGACGCUUGGCUUGUGUUCUGCAAUGUUCCACCAGUAUCGAAGCUUCCAGCAAAGCCAGAAGAAUCUGUGUGAGGAACAAUGAGCGAAACCGCAGCUGUGAAAGGCUCCCACCGAGCGAGCACUUCGAAUCGGAUGUCGUCCUGUCGGCAGCAAGCUCUCUACUAUGUAUUUGUUUACAUAUUCUGUCUGCAGAUUAUCACGACCAACACGCGUACCUCCACCCUGUGGAAGCUCAACUCGGAACAAGGGAAAAUCGUGAGCGUACCCACCGUCACGGGACGGGAUGAUUCCUUCGGGGGCUACGCGGUGGAAGAUUUGACCGAACGGGGUCAGGUGCCGUUCGCGGAUGAUGACAACGAGGAAUCAACCUUUGCAAUUAUUACCGCUGCAGCAGCGAACUAUCGGCACAACACCUGGAACAGGGGCGAGGGUACAACAGAAGAACUGUUGCGACGGCUGGAGGAAAAUCCUACGUUGAGCCCUCUUGCAUCAUCGUACAGCAAGUCGAAUAAAAAUGCCAGCAACGGCAACACGUUUCGGGCGUCCCCCGAGAGUACAUCAAGGUCUCAGGAGGAGGCGAAAGUUUCUGCGGAAGCAGAUUUGCUAACCUGUGGCAAGCCGGUGAACUUUACCCACUACGAUGAUCUAGUCGGUGUGGCCCAACGCUACGAGCACAACCCGUCGCCCGAGCCGGAAGUGGCAUAUUUGUUUCUGAAGCGCAAGGCAGGUCAGUCGUUGGAACAUUUUAACAUUGAUGCCCUCGAGCGUCGACUCCGGCGCGCUAAGAAGGAACAACCCCACACGAUCCAUCUGUGGAAUCAAAUCGGCAACUUUUGGCGCAUCAAGGGAAACGCUGGCCAUGCGAUCGAGUGCUUCCGACGGGCGCUAUCCGUGGCGCCCACCAACGCGGAUACCUUGCUGAACCUGGCCCGGGUUUUGUUUAAUUUGCAGUAUCUGGACGAUGCCAUUAGCCUCACAAAACGAUCACUGGAGGUUCAUCCACCGGAGCGCAGCGCCUGGCGACAGUACUUUACGUUGGGGGAAAUUUUCAAAGCGUACGGUCAGCUGUCAGAUUCGAUUCUGCAUCUGAAGCAGGCACUGGCGCUGCAUCCACAUUACGAGCCCAUUCGGCGACUAAUUGCCGAAGCGGAGAAAAUUGAGUUUGCCUCCAACACAACGCGGAUGCAAUUCUACACCGGGCUGAUCAUUGUGGUGCUGUCUCUGGUUGUUCUGAUGAUGGUCACCUUCACGCUCAAGACCAGAAACUCUAGUCACGGCCAUAACAACAAUUCGGCCAUUAGCAUUACGAGUCUUAUUGGAGUAGGAGGAGGAUCCACGGCUGGGGGCGACAGCUACGGCGAGGACACCAUCGGUAACGAUACCAACAAUAAUACCAAUAACAUAAAUGGUAGCAAUAAUAACAACAACAACAACGGUGGUGGUGGCGGCACUGGGCGCCUGAUGGGACCGCUUAUAAAUGGGCUUUCGCUGGCAGGUUUUCGGCCGGCUAAGCACUUUAAUCGGGCUCAGGCAAUGCGUUCCCUGCGAAGCGUUGCUUUUCGCUCGUUCCGACCGUUCCGGUAUCGCAAGUAGGUUAGCUUUUUUUGCCAGGCUCAUACGCAAGCACACAUUAUAUCCUAUACAUGCACGCGAGGAGGGAUGCGCUGCCCCCUUACGCUACCCCGUCUGCGAUCUACUAGAAGCGUACACCGAAAGAUACAAGUUAGUAAUUAGAACUUUCAAGCAGUCGCAGCUUAGAGCUUUGAUACUAUUAUUUAUUGCUUAUCUUACGAUUUGUAAAAGUACAGGAAUCUAUUAUAUUUAAAAUAUUAGCGUUUUGCGUGUGGGAGGAGGAAAGCAACAGAAGAAUACUCCUCUGGAUAGUAAUAUAAUUUAAACCGGAUACGAAGCGCAACAGUACUUUAAGCCAGUCGAUAGACUGGCAUUACGAUGAGAUUCAGCUUAUAUUUAGCUUGCAAACUUUCGCUUACAGGACAAACUUUAUCGUGUAAGCUUUUAACUAAAACUUUGCGUUUUUUUAUAUAUGCAUGUUUUUUUUGCGAACCAAACAAAAACAAACUGAACUCUCUGCUUUCGUGAAUUCAAUUGUGAUAGAAAAUAUUUUUUUUACAAUUUUAUGUCUUUCUUUUUAAAAUGAUUUGUUUUAAAAAUCUCUACCCCUACCUAGAGUUAGAAACUGCGAGAGCAAAUUAUGAAGAAUAAAACAAAACAAAACAGUACUUAGCGUAAACACAGUGAGAAAAUAAAUAAACGCAGAAUUACCUUAUAGCGUACAGAUAA